Pseudoliparis swirei is the source of this 2154-nucleotide messenger RNA. It is a transcript of the gene cmbl, whose product is annotated as carboxymethylenebutenolidase homolog (Pseudomonas). The record is from RefSeq and is a predicted model, not a curated record. Gene Ontology annotation, molecular function: hydrolase activity. Lineage: Eukaryota; Metazoa; Chordata; Actinopteri; Perciformes; Liparidae.
CAGUCUGAUAUAUCUAGAAACUGAAUAAAUACCCAUUCAUACCAAACAGCGACAUCUACAGGGUGUUGAACCAACAACCUUUAUAUAACAUCAGACUUGCACCUCUGAACAAUAGACAAGAGGUAGACAUGAAGUUUAAAAUUUCCCAUCAAAAACAAUAUAUUAUACCAUCUUCUAUUUUCCAUAAAUAUAACAUAUUUGAACCUAACCGAUUAUAUAUGUACUGUUUUUAGAUAAUAUAAUAUACGGGUAAUAUUUAAGCGGUAAUUGUACCUGCUUUUUAUUUAAAUUGUAUUAAUCCAACAGUAUUGGUUAUUGUGAUAUGUUUCCGAAAAUCAAAACAAUGCCUAAUUUAUCAAACACCUGGAGAUAUUUUUUAUCAUAAUAUAUUUAGGAAAAUGGACAAUGCUAAAAUAAAGAAAUAAUAAAUUGGCAAUAAACGUCAUUGGAAAACUAAGGGAGCACAAGCAAAUAUAUUUUACUAGUUUACCGUAAUAAGUAAGAUGACCCCGAUGUUUAGUUUAGAACGAAUAUGUGUUAAGGAAGAAAGCAGCGGCGCCGUGGCUUAGAUGGUUAAAGCGCCUGUUUAGUAAACAGGAGAUCCUGGGUUCGAAUCCCAGCGGUGCCUUUUGAACUAUGUCGCCGAUUUAUAGAUAAUAAUAAUCACUCUUUUCAAUUAUUGUAUUAUUAGCACAUUCCAUUGUCAAAUGAGUAACUUUUUAAGUAUCUACUCUGCAGUAUUUAGCAAGAACCGAUCACGCGCCAAACAAUAUUUGGAGAUUGUAGCUUUUGCUAUUUAUAAAACCAGUCCGGUAAAGAUGGAAAUACAUUAUUUUGUGUCAUAUAAGCUACAACAAGCUAAAAAGAAUAAAAUUAAUCAUUUAAAGAACGUUUAUAUAUAUGAUAACUUAGAAAAUGUAGAGUGUUGCAAUUUUAGCUUUUAUUUUGAAAGUCAUGGAAGGAAAUUGAUUCUUUGACUUCUUUAGUCUGAAACUCUGGCUGCAACUUGUUGAGCCCUGCAAAAGACUUCUUCGUCGCAGAAAUCGGGAAAAAACCACGGUAUAAAAUAUACAGAUGCACACCCAUUGCUAAAGUUAUUUAAUUUGAGCCUCAUAUUGAAACAUUAUCAGUAGAUGUAGAUGGCCAAUGAAGCGAAGCCAUGUCCCUGUCAUAUCGGCGACACGGCGGACUAUGGAGGGCUCGGCCAGGAGGUCCAGCUCGAGCACAUCAAAGCCUAUGUGGUGAAACCACCCGCCGCUUCUGACAAGGCCAUCGUUGUGAUACACGACAUCUACGGGUGGCAGCUUCCCAACACAAGAUACAUGGCCGACAUGCUGGCCGACAAUGGAUACAUUGCUGUGUGUCCUGACUUCUAUGUUGGAAAGGAGCCGUGGAGAUGGAGACCAUCAAAUGACCGGUCCACAUUUCAAGAGUGGCUGGAAGACAGAAAGCCCAUGGGAAUAAAAAAGGAGGUGGAUUCAGUCCUGAGGUUCCUGACUGAGCAGUGUGGGGCCAAACACAUUGGAGCGGUGGCCACCCAUUACCUUGCCCUGCAAUACCCACAGAUCAAAGCAGCAGUGUCAGUCUACGGGAUCAUCCGUGAAAGCGACGACAGGUAUGAGCUGAAGGUUCCCACCUUCAUCUUUGGGGAGAAAGAUGAGAUAAUCCCACUGGACCAGGCGAGUGUCCUCGAAGCAAAGCUGAAGGAGAAAUGCACAGCGGAUUACCAGGUGAAGAUCUUUCCCGGUCAGACUCAUGGGUUUGUCCACCGCAUGAGGACAUGAACCGCAGACAAACCCAGCAUCCUGGAGGCCAGAACAGACUUGCUCAACUGGCUCAAUAAGUACAUUUGAAUAAGAUGCUUGAGAAGACGCAAGUCGGCCAAAUAUCCGAGUAAGAUUGGUGACAUUCCAGUUUUGAGCAAGUUAUUUCUCAUGUUAAUAACAUGUGAAUAUUAAUUGUAGCGUUCAAACCCCCUUGCACUUUUACUUUGUGAAUUAUGGAUACAGCAUGUUUUUUUGUUAAUGUAAUCUUUAAUGUUACCUUUUAUUAGUUCGCCAACAUUUGUUGUAAAUGUAAUGUGCACCUGGCAUGGAAUACAAAGUAGGACUGUUUGGGUGGCUGGAAACCAGAAAUAAAUUGUCUAAAUGUCAA